Molecule: messenger RNA, 557 nt
Organism: Drosophila obscura
Lineage: Eukaryota; Metazoa; Arthropoda; Insecta; Diptera; Drosophilidae
Product: putative OPA3-like protein CG43998
Exons: 3
Coding region: 1-462 (153 amino acids)
Biological process (GO): regulation of lipid metabolic process
Cellular component (GO): mitochondrion
Source: RefSeq, a predicted model, not a curated record
AUGGUAAUUGGUACGUUUCCCCUUGGCAAGGUCUUCAUUUUUACCAUGAAGCAAAUUAGCAAGCCCGUUAGCAAUUUACUGAAGAGCUAUGCCAAACACCAUCCCGUCUUCAGACGGAUCGUUUGCAUUCCACCGGGACAGUUGUACAACAACUUGGAGGUUCGCUUGCAAUUGCAUUUUCUAAAACUGAAGCAGCCGAGGCGAGUGCCGCGUCUAACACCCGCCAUGGCAACGCGAAUCGGUGCAGAUUUGCUGGGCGAGGUUAUUGUGACGAGCAUUGGAGUGUUCCUUCUGUAUUACGAGGUUACACGGCAAAGGCUGAAGGACGAAAAGAAGCACAUCAGGCACAGAGAGCAGAGGAUGAUGUUGGAGCAAAGGAUCGGAAGCCUGGACACAAGUAUAGAUCGAAACGAAAAGGAAAUCCGCAGUAUGAAGACGGCACUGGACAACGUCUCUCACUAACGCGAAAUACAAUGGUUAUUGGCGUCUUUCCGGCGGCCAAACUUGGAGUUUUGGCCAUCAAGCAGAUCAGCAAACCCAUUGCCAAUGUGCUGAAG